Molecule: messenger RNA, 918 nt
Organism: Aquila chrysaetos chrysaetos
Lineage: Eukaryota; Metazoa; Chordata; Aves; Accipitriformes; Accipitridae
Product: basic proline-rich protein-like
Exons: 6
Coding region: 1-918 (305 amino acids)
Source: RefSeq, a predicted model, not a curated record
AUGGGUUUUAUGGAUGAGCGCGUGAACGUGCUCACUAAAAGGGGGCCUGCGGAGAGGCAAUCCCGGCCGCGAUUUGUCACCGGAGGGGAGCGGGGAGGAGGGAGCGGGAAGCAAGGGGGGGUGGGAAAAGAGGAAAGGGCGGGGGGGGGGGGGGGGGAAACACAGCGCCUCGGUACGGCGGCGGCUGCUGCGGGAGGUGCCCGGCGACGCGGCGGCGAGCGGAGCCUUGAGCCGCGUUCGGCGGAGGCGGGGUGGUGGUGGUGGUGGUGGUGGUGGGGGGGGGGGGGAGACCCGGUAAACAACCGUAAAGCCCCGGGGUAUGCCCCCGCCGCCCCACCGCCGGAGCCGGGGUGUGGGGAAGCGGGAGAAGAAAAGCGGGGAGCCCAAAGGAGAGCGGCGGGGAGCGGGGCGAGGGAGCCCGGCCGAGCCCCGAACGGCGGAGGAUGCGCCGAGCCCCGCGGAGCCGAAGCCAGCCGCAGAGCGGAGCGUCUCGCCCGGUCCCCGCAGCCCCCUGCGCCCGGGAGCCAUGAGCUGCCCUCAGCACCCGCAGAGCCACCGGAGCAGCCCCCCGGCCGCAGCCCCCCGGCCCUGCUAGGCUUCCCCGCUCCCCCAGGAACGUGCCCGUCGCUGGCAAGGAGAACCGGCUGCACCCGCGCCCAGCCUCUCCUAUCGCUCCCAAGGUUCCUUGCCUCGCCAGCAGGUCCUUGCAAGAUUUCAGCGCCGGGCUGCAUGUCCAGGGCUGAGCGAGGUGCCCCGCUGCGCUGCAUUGGGUCCCAUGAGACAGGCAGGACCACCCUGUUCUUCCCACCCGGGGCUGCAGCACCCCGCUCUGCCUCUGCUGCACAGGAAGCCCCUCCAGCACCCAAAACAAAGCUGCAGAGGUCUGCUGCCACGGUGUCCCUGACCCUCUCUGGGUAA